Messenger RNA from Cornus florida, 1746 nucleotides. Its product is annotated as DNA repair protein recA homolog 2, mitochondrial. Gene Ontology annotation, molecular function: ATP binding; single-stranded DNA binding; ATP-dependent DNA damage sensor activity. The coding region runs from base 139 to 1320 and encodes 393 amino acids. Gene Ontology annotation, biological process: DNA repair. The record is from RefSeq and is a predicted model, not a curated record. NCBI's taxonomy places the organism in Eukaryota, Viridiplantae, Streptophyta, Magnoliopsida, Cornales, Cornaceae. The transcript is spliced from 8 exons.
AUUUUUCCCCGUUGGACACUGGCCUAUCCGUGUGUUUGAAGGGCAGAGGGGAAAAAUGGCGCUCUCUACCACAUCAAGAACCCUUAUAAAAACUAUAAAACCCUAACACUGGUUCAUUCAAAUUCAAAUCCCGAUAACAUGGCCUCAUUUAGACUUCUAAUUGGUCAGUCGCUUCGAUUCAAUCCCACCGGAAGAUCUGGCCUCCUCUCUCUCCUCUCAUAUUGCAGACUACAGAAUGGAAUGCACACCCGGUAUAUUUCCUCCACAGUUGAGGUUCCAGAAUUUGAACAGUAUGAACCCCAUGAUGAUGUCAAAGCAACAGAAAAAGAUGCUGCACUGCGUUCGGCCCUUGUGCAGCUUCGUGGUGAUUUUUGUGAAGAGUCUAUGUUGUCUUUGCAACGAUUCUUUGGCUCAAGACGUGCACCUGUAAUAUCUACAGGCUCUUUGAGGCUUGAUCUAGCCCUUGGGAUUGGAGGAUUACCAAAGGGAAGGAUGAUUGAGAUUUAUGGGUGGGAAGCAUCAGGCAAGACAACACUUGCUCUUCAUAUCAUUAAAGAAGCUCAAAAGCUUGGAGGUUAUUGUGCAUAUCUUGACGUGGAGAAUGCAUUGGAUCCUUUGCUUGCUGAAUCAAUCGGUGUAGACACAGAAAAUCUCCUUAUUUCACAGCCGGAUUCCGCUGAAAAUUUGUUGAGCAUGGUUGAUACACUGACCAAAAGUGGAUCUAUAGAUGUAAUUGUGGUUGACAGCGUUGCUGCUCUUGUUCCCCGGUGUGAAAUUGAUGGCCUGGUAGGUGGCACUUACAGAGAUCUUCAAUCACAAAUAAUGACCAAAGCGUUACGGAAAAUUAACUAUUCAUUGUGCCACUCCAAGACUCUAGUCAUUUUUGUUAAUCAGAUGAGAUUCAAUCUAAGAUCAGGGCAAGAAGGCUUCAGACCUACAGAUUUUGCAACUUGUGGGGGAAACGCCUUGCGAUUUUAUGCUGCAAUUCGGAUGAGAACUAUUAGAAUAGGAUUGCUCAAGACUGAGGAUAAGGUUACUGGUCUUGGGAUUUGCGUAGAAGUGGUGAAAAACAAACUGGCACCAGCGAUGAAAAAAGCUGAACUAGGGAUACAGUUUGGGAGAGGCAUUUGCUGUGAAUCUGAGGUCUUGGAGUUGGCUUGUGAACAUGGAGUCAUUUUGAAAGAAGGAAGCAACUACUUCAUUGAAGGGGAAGUUUUGGGAAAUGUGAAGGAAGCUGAACGUUAUUUGGCCGAAACUGAUGGGCUUUUGGAUAAGAUAGUCAAAACUUUAAGAAGUCGAUUGUUUAAUAUAGAAACAUAAUCCUAGAGGAUCAUUGACAAGAUUAGCUUUACUCUGGCAUUGAUUCGGGUGGAAGCAUGACAUAGCAGUUGAUUAAUGUGAUGAGAAUUUGGUGCAGCUAUACAUCGACAUUUGAAGUUUGCUCCUUUUCCAUCUUGUGAAGCCUCAAAAGGUAUUCUAUCAUUCAUAUUUGGGAAGGUUCAUCUUUGUCUGCGACAAAAUUUUGAGUUCCACCAUGAAAAUGGAGGCUGCUGCUGCUGCUGUACUUUAACCCAGAAAAUUGGAGUGUAGGAUUACUAAAUGCCUCAUCUUUGUAAAAUUUGUUGCAACCUACCCUUUGUAUUAUGACGUAACUCGUUGUGAUGAAGCCUCCUUGACAGAGGCUCUGUACCCAUUAAGAACUGGAUUUUUUUAAAUAUAUAUAUAUUUUUAAUUCAAAAUUUAAAA